This is a messenger RNA of Macroventuria anomochaeta, 522 nucleotides long. RefSeq names its product ribosomal protein L38e. The coding region runs from base 56 to 307 and encodes 83 amino acids. The transcript has 3 exons. Gene Ontology annotation, cellular component: cytosolic large ribosomal subunit; ribosome. Gene Ontology annotation, molecular function: structural constituent of ribosome. Lineage: Eukaryota; Fungi; Ascomycota; Dothideomycetes; Pleosporales; Didymellaceae. Gene Ontology annotation, biological process: protein-RNA complex assembly; translation. The record is from RefSeq and is a predicted model, not a curated record.
CGAACUUCCAGCGACCUUUGAGAUUUUCACGACCCGACCAUCCACCGCCGCCAAAAUGCCUUCCGAAGUCUCCGACAUCAAGCAGUUCAUCGAGAUCUGCCGCCGCAAGGAUGCCCAGUCUGCGCGCAUAAAGAAGAACAAGAAGGUCAACAACAUCAAGUUCAAGGUCCGCUGCUCGAGGAACGUCUACACCCUCGUCCUCAAGGACACCGACAAGGCCGAGAAGCUCAAGCAGUCGCUUCCCCCGGGUCUCACCAUCUCCGACGUGGGCAAGAAGAACCCCAAGGGCAGGCACGCGGCCGCAUAAACGCUCCCAUAAUAUGAUGAGGGGCCAGGGCUGUGUUGUCAGGAAGAGGAUGAUGGCGUGAUAUGGCAUGGCAUUGGCGGAGGGCGUCUAUGGGAUGAUUACUCUUGCAAUGGCAUACGAAAUCGAAACAGGGACCCACGCACCAUGGGUUACCACUGGAAUGAUAAAAUGGCAAACCACCCAUUCAGUGUUUCGUGUCUCGUUGAAGUGUGAGG